Aspergillus niger is the source of this 138-nucleotide messenger RNA. RefSeq lists its product as hypothetical. The record is from RefSeq and is a predicted model, not a curated record. The transcript has 2 exons. Bases 1 to 138 code for a protein of 45 amino acids. NCBI's taxonomy places the organism in Eukaryota, Fungi, Ascomycota, Eurotiomycetes, Eurotiales, Aspergillaceae.
AUGCCUUUUGCUCAGAAUGGAGAUGCAGUAACCAAGGCGGACUACCAAGUUGAAGAAGGCAUCAAAUAUCUUAGAGAGGUAAAGACGACACUACAUCCGUUUGUUGUGAAGGCCCCAUCCGUUGGAAGCUAUACAUGA